Messenger RNA from Marmota monax (woodchuck), 2417 nucleotides. It is a transcript of the gene Apbb1ip, whose product is annotated as amyloid beta precursor protein binding family B member 1 interacting protein. The record is from RefSeq and is a predicted model, not a curated record. Gene Ontology annotation, cellular component: cytosol; plasma membrane. Gene Ontology annotation, biological process: signal transduction. The transcript has 14 exons. Bases 111 to 2093 code for a protein of 660 amino acids. NCBI's taxonomy places the organism in Eukaryota, Metazoa, Chordata, Mammalia, Rodentia, Sciuridae.
UUCAGAGCCGAGGGCGACCGCGCUGCCUACCCCGCCGCCUGCCCCCAGCUGCCCAGCCCGCCGGGCGCUCCCGCCGCCGCCUCUCCGCGCGUCCCAGCAGAGCCGUCGAGAUGGGUGAGUCAAACGACGACAUAGACCAAAUGUUCAGCACUUUGCUGGGAGAAAUGGAUCUUCUAACCCAGAGUUUAGGAGUGGACACUCUUCCUCCUCCAGAACCUAAACCACCUACAGCUGAAUUUAACUACAGUGUGGGUUUUAAAGAUUUAAAUGAGUCUUUAAAUGCACUAGAAGACCAAGAUUUAGAUGCCCUCAUGGCGGAUCUGGUAGCAGACAUCAGUGAAGCUGAGCAGAGAACAAUCCAGGCACAGAAAGAAUCCUCUCAAAAGCAACAGGAUUCAGCAGCUGUGGAGGUGUCAAAUUACAGUGGUGCAGCCUCUCUGGGUUAUGGAGCAAAUGUUGCGGCAACUGGUUUUAGCCAAUAUGAGAAUAAUUUACCACCUCCAUCAGCUGAUCCUGUGUUAGACCUUCCACCGCCUCCACCACCUCCCGAACCUCUCUCUCAGGAAGAAAGAGAAGCCCAAGCCAAAGCUGAUAAAAUUAAACUGGCAUUGGAAAAACUGAAGGAGGCCAAGGUUAAAAAGUUAGUGGUCAAGGUGCACAUGAAUGAUAACAGCACAAAGUCACUGAUGGUGGAUGAGCGACAGUUGGCUAGAGAUGUUCUGGACAAUCUUUUUGAAAAAACUCAUUGUGACUGCAAUGUGGAUUGGUGUCUUUAUGAAAUAUACCCAGAAUUACAAAUUGAGAGGUUGUUUGAAGACCACGAAAAUGUUGUUGAAGUCUUAUCAGACUGGACAAGAGACACCGAAAAUAAAGUGCUAUUUUUGGAGAAAGAGGAAAAAUACGCUGUAUUUAAAAAUCCCCAGAAUUUCUACUUGGAUAACAAAGGGAAAAAAGAAAGCAAGGACUCCAAUGAUAAAAUGAAUGCUAAGAACAAGGAAUCCUUACUGGAGGAAAGUUUCUGUGGAACAUCUAUCAUUGUACCAGAACUUGAAGGAGCUCUUUAUUUGAAAGAAGAUGGAAAGAAAUCCUGGAAAAGACGAUAUUUUCUUUUACGGGCUUCUGGAAUUUAUUAUGUCCCCAAAGGAAAGACUAAGACAUCUCGAGAUCUGGCAUGUUUUAUACAGUUUGAAAACGUCAACAUUUACUAUGGGAUUCAUUGUAAAAUGAAAUAUAAAGCACCCACUGACUACUGCUUUGUUUUAAAGCACCCCCAAAUUCAGAAGGAGUCUCAGUAUAUCAAGUAUCUUUGCUGUGAUGAUGCCAGAACUCUCAACCAAUGGGUCAUGGGAAUAAGGAUCGCCAAGUAUGGAAAGACUCUCUAUGAUAACUAUCAGCGGGCUGUGGCAAGGGCUGGACUUGCCUCUCGGUGGACAAACUUGGGGACUGUCAACACAGCUACACCAGAUCAGCCUUCCACAGGACUUAAAACUGGCACUGCCCAGCCCAAUGGUCAGAUACCCCAGUCUGCACCUUCUGUCAAGGUUGUUCUGGAAGAGGCCCAGAGAAAUGUUGAAACAACUAAGGAUCAGAAGCCUGCCAUGAGUAACCACCACCCAGGAACGCCCAAGGCCCAGCACCUCCCGAAGGCCAGCCUGCCGCCACCCCCGCCUCCAGUGCGGCGGUCCUCGGACACCUGCAGCAGCCCCGCGCUGCCCAAGGCCAAGUUCGCGGGCACCAGCGUCUUCCCGUCCCCACCCGACGACUGCCUGCCGCCGCCGCCCCCGCCGCCUCCCGAGGACGAGGAGGUCCUGCCGCCACCGCCGGAUUUCUACGAAGCGCCCCCGGACUUCGUGCCCCCGCCCCCGCCGUCGUUUGCAGGCGACCUGGGCUCCGAUUUGCCGCCGCCUCCUCCGCCCCCGCCCUGCCUGGCCCCGGAACCCGCCGGGCCGCCCCCGAUGGCAGUCAAAAGGCCUCCCGUGCCCCCCAAGAGGCACGAGAACCCAGGACUCCCUGGCGGGGGAGCGGGCGGAGAGCAGGAUUUCAUGUCAGACCUCAUGAAAGCCUUGCAAAAGAAGAGGGGCAACCUUUCCUAGGGCAGCCCGGGACGUGCUUGCAGGAGGAGCAUUUCUAGUGUCCAGUGCACGUCCUGCUGCUUCACUGUCAGGACGUCGCCUUCCUGUUAGAUUCACUGUUGAGGUUUUCCAGACUAGAAAUGAUGUAGUCCAGUUCCACUGUUGUGCUCAAGUAUGUUCAUAGCAAGAUUUAGACUAUCCGACUCAAGUACAUCUCUCUCCUAUGUAUUUUCACCUGGAUGGAAUUUAUCUUCCCAUUCAAGUUAACUAGAAUGAUGUCUUGGGUUCGUUUAUUUUAUUAUGCUCUGAAGCCUCAAAUUAAUAAAAGUUGAAAGUUUUACUGAA